This is a messenger RNA of Adelges cooleyi (spruce gall adelgid), 2567 nucleotides long. RefSeq lists its product as uncharacterized. The record is from RefSeq and is a predicted model, not a curated record. The coding region runs from base 579 to 2435 and encodes 618 amino acids. Lineage: Eukaryota; Metazoa; Arthropoda; Insecta; Hemiptera; Adelgidae. Gene Ontology annotation, molecular function: protein binding. The transcript is spliced from 11 exons.
GAGCAGAAAAAAAAUAAAAACCAUCAGUCCGUUGCAAGUCGAAUAGGUAACCACAAUAAAAGACCUUACAUAUGGGUCGCUAUUGAUGUGUUGACAAGACAAGCAACGAAGACUAUUAGACGUUAAUUAUAAUGAUAUUUAUAUGUUAAAUAUUUAUUAUAUUGUAUUAUAUUCAACAAAAGUAGAAAACGCAAACGAUGGUAGCAGACUCGUGUGCUCAAACACAAUAACAAAAUAAUGGUUGUGCACCGCACUUGUCGUUGCUUACACAAUGCUUCAAGUGUUUUCGUCGAAUAGAGGAAAAAAAUAAAGUUCGUUUUAAUGAUUGCGACCUUCAAUAAUGCCAUCUUGAUAAGUUAUUUAUUUUCAGCGGUGACAUCAUCGAACAGCAACUCGGUGACUUAUAUAAUGCAAAUGGCGAUUAAUGAUAUUUAACUCAAAAAAAAAAAAAAAAGUAAUAAACAAAAAACAAAAACAAAUAACCUAACGUUGAAGUGUGGCAGCGACGUUUAUGUCCAAAAACCAACAUCAACGAAAUUCUCAUGGAAUGUUGACCAACUAGACAAGAGGAUCGAGCCAUGGACAAACAGGAAUCCGCUUGCACCACUAUUUUGGAUUUGCCGACCGAACUGAUUGUGCACGUAUGUAGAAAUAUCCAGCUGACGUACCAAGAUAUUGUCAACUUGACAAUAGCCCAUCAUAAAUUCCACGAGUGUAUAUUCGACGAACAAAACUCCAGUCUGUGGAAAACCAAAUACUUCCAAAGGUAUGGAACGUUGGAUGUGAACGAAUACGAAAUUGUUAUUGACGAACAAAACACUUGGAAGAAUGAAUUCAUCUAUCGCAUGAGCUUAGAACAUUAUGUUAACGAAGAGAUCUCAGAAAUGCCCAGCAAGUACUUAAAGUAUAAGAAUGUACCCUAUCACUUGUAUCCAUUUAGCUCACAGUUGCAUUCUUCCUACCAAGCUCAUCGUUUUUACGUCUUGUCGGCAAUUUUAAAUCAUUAUAAACAUCUUAAAUACAGCAAUCUUUGCAAUGAAAAUUACGACAAGUUGUACGUGGUGCAUCAUUUUUUAAUGUAUUCUUGUCAAGUAGUUUUUGGAUAUAAGUUAAAAGAUUUUUUAAAAUUGCCGCAAUCUGCUCAAACUAUUGAACGUGGGUUCUAUCUAUUAGGAAGAUGGUGGUGUCCUAUUGUUGAAACAUCGUACAACGAUAUGAGCAAUUGUCUAAACAAUAUUUCCGCUGCAGUGUGUAAACAUAUAUGGUCAAUAAACCCGACACAUCCCCUCGUGGAGCAAGAAAACUAUAUGGAUCAGGUGAUUGAACGAAGUAAAUCAAAUUUGGACUACGAUUUGUUUGACGAAUCCAACACCAUCACGAUACUCGACUCCAUCAGACAAGUCGUGUUUGUAAAAUACGCUCAGUUCAUUUGCAAUUGCCACGAUGACAUAAAUUGUUUUUUGUUACAAAAAGUACUUGAACACAAUCGAGGUUCGGUGUUUUUGCUGUGCGUCAUUUACGAGUCUGUCGCUAGACGAUUAGGCGUCAAGGUCAAACUGACCGCAACGUCUGUUCACAACUUUGUGACUUGGUCGUCUUCGUGGCCUGGUUAUAAACAUAAAACGAGACCGUGUUAUUUGAUAGAUGUGGCUGGCGGCGGAGUUAUGCGUUUAGCAACAGUUUGUCCGGUGUCGGGAAAACUGCCGGGUCAUUACAACGGAAACUCUAUACCCGACUUGUUUUGGACGUUUAGUAAGUCUAUGGAACAACUCGCCUCGACAACCUUUAAAUAUGUACUGGACUUCCAAAAACUGAUGAGACCAGAAGACAUGGAAGUGGAGUAUAAAUGUCAGAAAUUCCAUUAUACUUACGACUAUUGCCGUUGCCCUCUUAUUAGAGACUCGCUGAGUCCGUGCGCGCCGAAUCAUAUAGACGAGAGAAACACUGUGUACCAAGACUAUGAAGAAAUGUUUCCCUCGGUACCCAAAAGGCGUGGCACAGCCAAUGAUCCAAAGUUUGCAAUCGGCAUGAUGGUCGACGUGAUUGGAAAAGGAAGUAUAGACGAUCCGGGCAUAAUUAUAAGACGUGGCGUUGUCGUGGGCUGGACUGGAAUGCCCAAUGCGGAACCGUUGCCCAAUCUAAUUGUUUACUACGUGCUAAUGAGACCCGAUCCAGAACAUUACUGUAACUUUUCUAGGCAACAAAAUCCAGUCAUAAAAGCAAUAUGGGAAACCCGACAAGAAAAACUAGAAAGAAACCUAAUUCCGACUGACCAUCAUUUCAAGAACAUAGGUAAAUUUUUUACGCAAUUCAGUCUUGAACUUGAUGCUUUCGUUCCAAUCAAGGCACUGGCGGACCUUUAUCCAGACGACUUGGAGUACACUAUCGCUGAAAAGAAUAGACUCGGUGACCCUAUCAAUGUUCCUAUGUAUUAAUGUGUACGCCACUGUUUUAUAUAUAUAUAUUGUAUAAAUAUAUAAUAACAAUUAAGUGUCUAAGAUUAAUUUUGGGCACCGCUCAAAUUUUCAGUACUUACAUGCGUUAUUAUAUUUAUGUUUUGUCCUUAA